This is a messenger RNA of Anisakis simplex (herring worm), 3072 nucleotides long. Lineage: Eukaryota; Metazoa; Nematoda; Chromadorea; Rhabditida; Anisakidae. The record is from the annotation of a GenBank genome assembly.
GUUUAUGAAUUUGUUGAGCACGAUAGGUUCUAUUUGUUACUCACAGUGAUGUCGUUUCGUAGGAGAGGCUCUUUACCAUGGUCACGAGUGCUGGAGAUGGUUGAGUUCAUGGCCGAUGAGAUCGAAUACCCACCACAUUUCGCUUUCCAGCGAGUCAGAGAUCAACUGCUGAAUGCAUUCAAGGGUACUGCAGAUAUGCCGAAUAUAAAGGUCAGUGAAAUUGCAGGCGUAAAAACACUCAUUAAAACGACAUUCAUGCUAGUGUCAUUCCGAAGGCGAUACCAGAUCACAUAUCUCAUUAAUGUUUCAGAAGAACAUUUCAGUGAUGUGGCGCCAGAUGUGCGAAGAACCCAAUACUGUUAUGGUUUAGCGCAAACGCCGAACGGGAUAGAUGUGGUUGAGAAGUUAUACAAAUGGUUCGUGAAGAAUUCCUACUAUUUCCGAAGAGAUGACGAUAACCUUCUACAUGCGCUUGCAUGCUUACAGGAUGAAGCAACAAAGAAGAGGUUAGACGAUUUCCAUCAAAUUAGAUUGAUAGCGGAUGUUCUUGAUGGCCAUUAUCCGGUGGUACUUCUUGAGUACAUUGCACAACGCGACAGCACGGACACCCUUUUGUGGGAUUAUUUGGUUGCGAAUAGCGACGCAGUGUUUUACGGCGUACCAAGCUUAUCGUAUUACAUGGACGUGGCCGUCGGUAGCUGGAACACUCAGCAGCAGUUGGACAAGGUCACAAACAACACAAUGGCAAUGUCGACAACCAUUUUCAAGUGGAUAUUCAUUGUUGUUUGCAUAUUUGACUAUCACACAUUGUAUGCUGAUAUCACAUUCGUUGAUAAUAAGCAACAACAUGUAUCCGAAGUCGGAACUCCUCCAUCGCAUUUCAAAGACAAGCAACAAUUAGAGGUGAACGCCAGGUAUGGAGAAGCAGAUGUGGCCGAGCACGAGGACUUGAAGAGACUACCGAAUGUGCUCGAGCCAAAAGAGUACUACAUCCGCAUUAAACCAUACUUUCCCUAUCCUGCGAUUCAAUACCCACAGGGUACAGCAUUAUUUUCUCUGAAGACUUCAUCUCAUGCAUCUGAUAAGCAAAACUAUAGUGAACUCUUCUAUGAGGUCAUUCAGAAAUCGAGAUCUAUAAAGCAGAUACUGAGGAACGACUGCACAUUAAGUUUUAAACGCGUUUUGAGCUUACAAUUAGUGAGUGAGGAGCUUGCAGAACGGAAUAUGACAUUCGACGGCGUGACAACGUUCAUAUUCAAGGUGAAGAAGGCAACUUCGGUGUUCGUUCUUCACGCUCACAAUCUCGUAUUCGAUCACGUUGAAUUCACCGACAAUAAUGGUAUCUCGAUUGGCGUAAAAUCAACAACUGUAAACGCAACAUUGGAUCAUGUUACUGUGGAACCUGCAGUAGUACCCACUGUUGGAGAAACAUACCUGUUACAGUUCAAAUAUAGAGGAAUAAUCAAUUCAUACGAACUUGGCGGUCUCUUCUAUACGUAUUACGAUGAUAUUCAACAAACCAGACAUUGGAUGGUAGCAACGCAUAUGGAGACCGGUGUUCAUGCACGAUCGCUGUUCCCGUGCUUGGAUGAACCAGCCUACAAGGCCAUAUUCCACAUGACUAUUAUUUAUCCAAAACCGUUAAUCGCUUUAUCGAAUAUGAUGGAACGACCAUACGUCGAGCUACAUGAUCCAUGGGUUGUUGUUCGAUUUCCACCCACACCAAAACUCUCGACAUAUUUAGUGGCCAUGGCUGUUGGACCAUACGUGAGCAAAAGUAUAACAAACAAAGCUGGAACUCUGGAGGAAUAUUUGGGAUUUGCCGCGAUGGUUGCCGGCAAAUGUCUUGAUUCACUCGGCGAAUAUGUCAAUUUUCCAUUCCCACUGUCAAAAUCAGAUCAGCUCGGACUACCUAAAUUCCCGGCUGGAGCUGUCGAAAAUAUGGGACUUGUCAUAUACAAAUAUCAGUACAUUCAAUUCAAUGAACAGGCGAGACACUCACUAUUAUCCACAGAACUUUUCCUAGAAAAAUUUUCACUUCAAUCAAUCCAAGUGAAACAAAAGGCAGCUGGCGUGAUUUGCCAUGAGCUUGCGCAUCAGUGGUUCGGUGAUUUGGUGACGAUGACAUGGUGGCCUGAGCUGGUGGUUAACGAGGGCUUCGCGAACUACUUCGAGAUCUACAAUCAAGCCAUGGCAUUCCCAGAGCAUGCUCAAUUCUUGAAUCGGAGUAAUGUGCUAGCAUUUAGAUCGCUUAUCAUGAAAACUAAAGUCAAAGUAUUUAACUUUGCAGAGAUUGUCUACGAUAAGGGCGCGUCCAUUUAUCGAAUGGCUCACAUAACACUCGGGGAUAAGGCUUGGCAAGAGGGAUUAACUGACUACAUCCAUUCAUAUAAGUGGGGCAAUGCUAAUCAUGAAAUGCUGUUCGCAAAACUUACGAAAGCUGCUCAAGCACACAAUAUUGUCGAUUGGUGUGGAAGAGCGAUGGACGUGGCGAAAUUCCUUGAUCCGUGGUUCUUGCAACAGUGUUUCCCACUGAUCACAGUGACAAACAAUCAACUAAUGGCGCCGGCGCAGUUCACUCAACAACCUUUCGAUAAGCAAACUUUGUUGCCAACCAGUAACUUUAGCUACAGCUGGCCUGUUCCGAUGCACAUUCGAGACUAUAAGGGCGACCACAAAUCAAUUCUACAUUGGCUGAAGCCAAGCUAUGACCAGUGCGGUGGAGCAUCUCGAGCGGUUAAUGGAACACAUGCACUCCUUUCACAUCAAAAACAACAACAAGCAGCACCCUCUAAUAAAGCGUACUCCUCACCAAACCAAUUCGCCGUCCAUUGGGAACUCGGCAACUCAGGAAUGGUUGCGUUUGCACGUACACAAUACGACGAUAUUGGCUACAGUCGACUGGUUGAAGAUUUACGCAAAGGAUCAACUGAUUACUAUUCAAUGGCUGAUAGAGUCGCCUUUCUGGGCGACGAAAUUGCCUUAUUGAGGUCAUCUUUUCCUCGCAUCAGUACUCUCUUCAUAUCCACAUCUCAAAGGAUCAUUUCGAUACCACCUUAUCGUAGAGCUUAG